UCAACUAUUAGCUGAAAAUCGAAAUUUCACAAUAGCGCACCAUAAAAUCUAAAAGUUUUUUUUUUUGUUUUUAAAGCCAUAACUUAAGACAACGUUGUGCUAUAUGGUGCGGUAGUUUUUGGCUCCUUGCAAAAACUCAACAGUGGCUUCAAAAUUGACAAGUUUUACAGUAGCAUAAAAUAACGGUGCGUGCUUGUCGUUAUUUAACCUAAAGAAAACCGACUUUACACCUCCUCCCCCGCCUCCUUAGACAAAACCAAAGAGCGAAAUGGCUUUCCGGCUCCUCAGCUCGGCGACGGCAAUAAAAAGCCUGAUGAAACGCAGUUAUACUCAGUCUCCACUCACGUCAAAGUUACAGCAUAAUGGCGGAGCCCCGUUUGAGUUAACGCCACUGGUUCGGUAUAUUGUGGAACAGCUUCAAAUGUUCUGCAAAAAACCGCCGAAGGGUUUUGAAAAGUAUUUCGAGGCCGGUGGCAAAGGUAAACCAAAAGCAGCCGCCGAGGGGGAUAAAAGUGCGGCUUCAAACAGCAAACAAUCGAGUAGUAGUAGCAGCAGUAGCAGCAGCAGCAGCAAACCCAAACCACCCGCGAUGAGGCCCAGCAGUUCCAAUGAGCCCAAAUCGGAUUGGAACUUUGGCAUGUUCAGCAACAGCUCACGAGGCCCAGGGGCGCGUGGCACGGGGACGCCGAGCGGCCGUCCACUGGGUGAGGGCGGCGGCGGCGAUCGGGAACGUUGGAUACUCUUUGGAGCCAUUGGCGCAGUUGUACUGAUUGCCUCCUUUGCGUUCUUCGAAAUGGGCUACAAGGAGAUCUCCUGGAAGGAGUUUGUCAACAGCUAUCUCUCCAAGGGCGCAGUCGAGAAACUGGAGGUGGUUAACAAAAAGUGGGUACGUGUCCGCCUGCUGCCCAGCCAGAGCAGCAGCGGCGUCUUGUGGUUUAACAUUGGCAGCGUGGAUUCAUUCGAAAGAAAUUUGGAGACUGCGCAAACGGAACAGGGCAUAGAGUCCAUCAAUUUCGUGCCCGUCAUCUACCGCAACGAAGUGGAGGCAUCCAGUCUAACUGGUCUGCUGCCCACGCUCCUAAUCAUCGGCUUCCUCGUCUAUAUGAUGCGCAAGUCGGCGGACAUGAUGGGCGCUGGGCGUGGACGCAAAGGCGGUGGCCUGUUUGGCGGCGUUAUGCAAUCGACAGCGAAGCUAAUCAAUCCCACAGAGAUUGGCGUCGGCUUCAAAGAUGUGGCUGGUUGCGAGGAGGCGAAAAUUGAAAUUAUGGAAUUCGUCAAUUUCUUGAAGAAUCCACAACAGUAUAUCGAUCUGGGCGCCAAAAUACCGAAGGGUGCCAUGUUGACCGGUCCGCCCGGUACUGGUAAAACUCUGCUGGCCAAGGCCACAGCUGGCGAGGCGAAUGUGCCCUUCAUCACCGUCUCCGGCUCGGAGUUUCUGGAGAUGUUUGUCGGCGUGGGUCCGUCCCGAGUGCGCGAUAUGUUUGCCAUGGCACGAAAGCAUGCGCCCUGCAUUUUGUUCAUUGACGAAAUCGACGCUGUGGGCCGCAAGCGAGGUGGCAAAACCUUUGGCGGGCAUUCGGAGCAGGAGAACACACUGAAUCAGCUGCUGGUCGAAAUGGAUGGCUUCAAUACGACCACCAAUGUGGUGGUGCUGGCGGCCACCAAUCGUGUGGACAUACUGGAUAAGGCGUUGAUGCGACCGGGUCGCUUCGAUCGACAGAUCUAUGUGCCAGCGCCCGAUAUCAAGGGCCGGGCGAGCAUAUUCAAAGUGCAUCUGGGUGCCCUUAAGACGGAGCUGGACAAGAAUGCCCUGUCCCGUAAGAUGGCAGCGCUGACGCCUGGCUUCACCGGCGCCGACAUUGCGAACGUUUGCAAUGAGGCGGCGUUGAUUGCGGCGCGUGACUCCAAGGACUCCAUUGUGCUGAAGCAUUUCGAGCAGGCCAUCGAGCGUGUCAUCGCGGGCAUGGAGAAGAAGACGAACGUCUUGGCACCCGAGGAGAAGCGAACGGUGGCCCACCAUGAGGCGGGGCAUGCGGUGGCCGGCUGGUUCCUCGAGCACGCCGAUCCCUUGCUGAAGGUCUCGAUUAUACCGCGCGGCAAGGGUCUUGGCUACGCUCAGUAUUUGCCCAAGGAUCAUUAUUUGCUGUCCAAGGAGCAGCUCUUCGAUCGCAUGUGCAUGACCCUGGGCGGCCGUGUGGCUGAGGAGUUGUUCUUCAAUCGCAUCACAACGGGUGCGCAGGACGAUCUGAAGAAGAUCACAGACAUUGCCUACUCGCAGGUGGUGCGAUUCGGCAUGAACGAGAAGGUUGGCCAAGUGAGCUUCGAUGUGGGACAGUCGGGUGAUCCGGUGUUCAGCAAACCCUACUCCGAGGACACGGCCAUGCUGAUCGACGGCGAGGUGAGGGACAUUAUUAAGUGUGCGCACACAACGACGACCGAAUUGCUGGUCAAGCACAAGGAGGAUGUGCGUCGUGUGGCCGAGCGGCUGCUGCAGAACGAGGUACUCAGUCGCGACGAUAUGAUUGAGCUACUAGGACCACGUCCAUUCAAGGAUAAGUCCACGUACGAGGAGUUUGUUGAGGGCACCGGCUCCUUUGAGGAGGACACCACGCUGCCCGAGGGCCUCAAGAGCUGGAACAAGGAGAAGGAGGAGCCCGCCAGGACAGACACAACGGACACAACGCCACCCACGAAGCCUGCGACUGCUUCCCCCUAGACGUAGACGUCUGGAAUCUGGAAUCGCCGUCGUUGUCAUCGUCUUUAUAUAUUCUAGUGGCUGUUGUUAUCAUUGUUGUAGUCUAAGCAGAUCAUCUAGGGAAUGUGGACUUCCACCUGGAUCGCUGAAAAUCACGACGUGCUUUAA
Drosophila arizonae is the source of this 2863-nucleotide messenger RNA. It is a transcript of the gene Afg3l2, whose product is annotated as AFG3 like matrix AAA peptidase subunit 2. Gene Ontology annotation, cellular component: m-AAA complex; membrane. Lineage: Eukaryota; Metazoa; Arthropoda; Insecta; Diptera; Drosophilidae. Gene Ontology annotation, biological process: mitochondrial protein processing. Gene Ontology annotation, molecular function: metalloendopeptidase activity; ATP-dependent peptidase activity; ATP binding. The record is from RefSeq and is a predicted model, not a curated record.